This is a messenger RNA of Lentinula edodes (shiitake mushroom), 1461 nucleotides long. RefSeq names its product Mo25-like protein. Gene Ontology annotation, biological process: intracellular signal transduction. The transcript is spliced from 7 exons. Gene Ontology annotation, molecular function: protein serine/threonine kinase activator activity. Bases 142 to 1131 code for a protein of 329 amino acids. NCBI's taxonomy places the organism in Eukaryota, Fungi, Basidiomycota, Agaricomycetes, Agaricales, Omphalotaceae. The record is from RefSeq and is a predicted model, not a curated record.
AAACGGCAUUACGAGGUUUGCUGCUUUACAAUCAUCUUCAGGGUUCGACGUUCGUCCCGCUCCAUUCAGCACCUUCUAGCGGUCCCCCACCUGCUCUAGAAUCCACUCUAGGGCUUUCGACUCUCCUCCCCUCAUCCCGCUAUGAACUUCUUCAAAACAAAACAGCGUACACCUCCAGACCUCGUAAGAGGUAUCCGCGAUGCAAUACCACGACUGGAAUCAGGCGCACCUGGGUCGGAGACUCGAAGAAGGGCGAAUGAGGAAUGUUCGAAGAAUUUACAGCAGAUCAAGGCUUUACUUUAUGGCGACGGCGAUCCUCUCCCCGAGGUAGUAGCCCAGCUGGCACAGGAAACUUACAACACUGAUCUGUUACAUUACCUGGUCCAAAAUAUCGCCCGAUUCGAGUUCGAGUCGCGCAAAGACGUUGUGCAAAUCUUCAACAACCUUCUGCGAAGGCAGAUUGGGACUAGAUGGCCCACAGUCGAGUAUCUAUCAGGAAAGCCUGAGGUUAUCUUUUCCACCUUAGCUGGUUACGAGAACGAAGAGAUUGCAUUAAAUACAGGCAUGAUUCUGAAGGAGAUGUUGAGGCAUGAGCAGCUGGCGAAGACCCUUUUGCAUUCCGACAAAUUUUACAAUUUCCCUCAUUACAUCGAAACGACGACGUUCGGAAUAUCUUGUGACGCUUUUGUGAACCUCAAAGAGACUUUAACACGGCAUAAGCCCAUGGUCGCUGACUACCUAGAUAAGAAUUACGACCGGUUCUUCUCGUCGUAUACCACUCUGAUACUUUCGGAGAACUACGUCACCAAACGCCAAUCCCUCAAACUGUUGGGCGAGAUAUUACUUGAUCGGGCAAACUUUAAUGUCAUGACACGUUACAUUUCGAACGAAGCCAAUCUGAAGAUGAUGAUGAAUCUCCUGCGGGACAAGAGUAAAAAUAUUCAGUUCGAAGCUUUUCAUGUGUUCAAGGUCUUUGUUGCAAAUCCCAAAAAACCUGUACAGAUCGAAAAUAUCCUGAGACGAAAUAAAGAUAAACUGCUUGUGUUUUUAAAGAAUUUCCACAAUGACAAAGAAGACGAGCAAUUCAGUGAUGAGAAGCAGUUCCUCAUCGUUCAAAUCCAGGGACUUUGAUUGAUAACCUGAACAGCAUUCUUUUUUUUCGUUAGUCUGCAUCUUCUAUCAUCGCCUUGCAUACUUCAAUACCCUAGAUCACUCUUUAGUUCUACUCUGGCUGCCUUAUACCUUGACUUCAGAGUAUCUAUCAUCUUCACUUCUCAAAUAUAAUACCCUCUUUUCGCCAAACAUGGUUGUAUUUUGAUAUAUUCGUAGUCGCUUUCGCCUUUGAUACAUUUUUUGUUCAUCUUUUCAUACUUACUGCUGGUUUUCUCUGGUUUUUUCUUCACCCUUCGCAUGUUCAUCUACGUUCAUUCGUCUUUUUCAGUCCUUUGUACUGCAUGUUGU